Molecule: messenger RNA, 2149 nt
Organism: Drosophila serrata
Lineage: Eukaryota; Metazoa; Arthropoda; Insecta; Diptera; Drosophilidae
Gene: dwg
Product: deformed wings
Biological process (GO): regulation of gene expression
Cellular component (GO): nucleus
Molecular function (GO): zinc ion binding
Source: RefSeq, a predicted model, not a curated record
UGGGACAGCAUCUGUGCAUCAAAAUUCUGUCGAAAACAAAAAAAAAGUGUCAGAAAUUGCAUUUUAAAAAAGCCGGUGCAAUUCGAGCAAAGUAUCCUUUAAUCAGACGACAGAGUUAGGAUACUAUUACGGUCAAACCACUAAAUCCGGGAAAAUGAUGAGCGGCAAAUCGGGCGGAGGCCCCAGUGCAGUGGUAGUGCUCAACUGCAGGACCUGUACGCGGGCCUGCAAGCAGCACAAGCCGCUGCAGGAGGAGAUCGAACUGGGCGCGGAGGGCAGCACCACUUUGGCUCGAAUGCUUCUAUACUGUUCCGGCUUGUCCUUCGAGCCGCAGGACGGCGCUGCAAUGCCCCAGCACAUCUGCCUCAACUGCCUGCAGCUUCUGGAGCAGGCUUUCAACUUCAAGCGCAUGGUAAUUGAUUCGGACGAGCUGUUGCGCAUCGGCUUAGACGAGGUCCACGGAACCAGUCAUCACCAGCAACAGCAGCAGCAGCAGCAGCAGCAGCAGCAGCGUCAUUCGAAUCAAGAGCCACCUCCGCAGCAGCAGUGUAACGAUACCAACGAGGAGUAUGUAAUGAUUGAGAUGCUGAACGAGGAGCAGGAUCCAUGCACUAUUACGGAGCAAGAUGCUGAAACAGAACAGGAGCAUUUGCACUCGAAGCUUGAAAUGGUGGAGAUUACCAGUGGCGAUGCGGAGGAGUUUGUCAUUGAGGAAGUGGCCGAAGAGGACGAGGGGCUGCCGGAUGACGAGGAGGGGCAGCAGCACACAUUAGCGGACAACGCGGUGGAAGAGCACAUCACCAUGGAGGGCGUACAUGAGUUCCAGCCCGCCGAAGUGGAAUAUGUAACGAUUAAGAACGAAUACGAAGCAUUAGUUACCGAGGAGGACGAGAUCGAAGUCAUGGACGAGUCGGGCGCCCAUGGCGAGAUCAUUGAAGGUCAGAUGAUUGUGAUACCCGCCGAGGGAGCCAUAGACGAGGUCAUCGCCGAGGAGACGCUCGAAAUGGUUGAGGACGAACGCGAAGAACAUUUGUUGCCUGAAGCGGACGAUGUCUGCACCGAGGAGGACUUCCUGGAGGAGUCUUUGGACUCCACACAAAUAACUACGGCCGAGACCCUGCCGUACAUGUGCCACAUAUGCCGCAAGCCGUUCCGCCAGCAGUGCCGCCUCAACCAGCACAUGCGCUGCCACGUGGACGAGAAGCACUACGAGUGUGAGGAAUGCGGCAAGCGGCUGAAGCACCUGCGCAACUACAAGGAGCACAUGCUGACCCACACUAACGUCAAGCCGCAUCAGUGCAACAUCUGUGGACGCUUCUACCGCACCACAUCGAGUCUGGCGGCGCACAAGCGGACCCAUGCCGAGGAGAAGCGCUACAGUUGCGAUCAGUGCGGACGAGGAUAUGCGGCUCUAGAUCACCUCCGGCGCCACAAGCUGACACACACGGGCGAGCGCCCCUAUGCCUGUGAUCUGUGCGAUAAGGCCUACUACGAUUCGUCCUCGCUGCGUCAACACAAAAUCAGUCACACCGGCGAGAAGGCGUUCACCUGCGAGAUCUGCGGCGUUGGCCUCUCACAGAAAUCCGGCUACAAGAAGCAUAUGCUGGUACACUCUGGCGAAAAGCCGCACAAAUGUCCCAUCUGCGGCAGAGCCUUCACCUUCACCAGCAACCUCAAUGCCCAUGUGCGGCUGCAUUCGGGGGAAAAGCCCUUUAAGUGUGACGUCUGCACCAAGGCAUUUCCCACCAAGAAGCGUCUCAACAGUCAUCUGAGAGUUCACAAUAAGGAGGCGCCGGUGACGCCGGUCACGCCGCAGGCCAUUGAUAAUCGUAAGAAAACAGUAGUGGAAUCUGCCGGAGUCAGUGGCCGUGGAGGAGCAACCACUCUUCAUUUACCUGAUGUACCUGAAGUACCGAUAUCCACCUCCAAAGUUGUUGUGGUGCUCUGAGAGGGUAAGAUUGUUAUGGGGCUAAGCAUGAUGCAAAGGCGAAUGCGGUACUAGAGGUCUAAGACUAGUCUAAGGUCGUACACAUAAUGAUAAUAAUAGCACGUACAAGUACAUGUAUUGUAUAAAUUGUAUACAAAGCGCGGUGCGAAAUCAAUAAUUAUUAUGACACUGUACUAUGUACAUGAUCUUUUUUACACUAAA